AUGGCGGGGGCCAACGACCCUUCCCUGACGGAGACGCCGGAGUACCGGAUCGUCAUCAUUUUUGUGGCCUUCAUCCUGGUGACCUACCUGUUCGAGAAGGGCAUGGAGUGGAUCGACGAGUACCUGAAGCACCACAAGCGGCGCGGCCUGCUGCACACGAUCCACAAGCUGGAGGAGGAGCUGCUGGCCCUGGGCCUCAUCUCCCUCAUGCUCAUCGCCGUCGAGGACUACCUCGUCGAAAUCUGCGUGGAUGGCACGAACGCCAAGGGCGCCAAGAAGGCGAAACUGGCCGGCGACAAGGCAAAGCUGGCCGGCGACGACAAGAAGAAGGCCGCCGACGCCAAGAAGGCCGCCAGCAAGGCGGCGACCCCCGUCCAAGAGGACAUCCUCGAUGACUACCAUGACGAAGCCAUGGCUGACGCAAUGCAGGCUGAGCUCGACGGUGCCGAAACUGAAGACGCCCCCGCGGUGCCCGUUGCUGCCGCUGACGACGUGGGCGUGGCGACCGACGCCUCUCUCCUGUCCGACGACUUUGGCAACAGGAGGCUCCUGGGGGGCGUUGUGAGGACGCUGCUCGCCUCGGCGGGGGGCGACGGCCCUUGCCCGGUCGGUCAGGAGUCGUUCUGGUCCAUCCGCGCCAUCCACGAGACGCACAUCUUCAUCUUUGUGCUCGCCGUCGUCCACAUCAUCUAUGCCGGCGUGUCGAUGGUGCUCUGCGCCUGGAAGGUCGGCCAGUGGAAGAGGUGGGAGAGAAAUGCUCACACUGGACUGAGGAAGAUUGACUACAGGCAUCUCCUGGACGAGUCAAACGUUUGCCUGCACUGGGGCCGGUCCUUCUUCGCCCAGUUCCAUCAGCACAUCGACGAGUCUGUGUACCUCGGCCUGCGUCGCCUGUUCAUCGAGCGUAUGCAGGUGGACAACAGUUUCGACUUCCACAAGUUCCUUGUGAACUCUAUGGAGGAAGAAUUCUCCAAGGUGGUGAGCCUUGACUGGGCUAUGUGGGCGGUGGCCGCCAUCUGGAUCUGGACCACUCCGAUUGUCGUGUACGUCAUGUUCGUUGGGGCUGUCGUCUUGACGUUCCUGGCCGGCACAAAACUGGAGUCCAUAGCCCUGAAGCUUGGCAACGAGGCAUAUACCAUGUAUGCAGACAAGGCACCGCCGGGCCACCACAAGCACCACAACCCCAUCAUGAGGAACCUUCAGAAGAUAUCCAUGACUGUCUCCAAGGCGCUGCACUCCCACUCCCACCACCAUCACCACCGCAACCACGAUGAGCAGGAUACGGUCCAUGGGCAUUCUCGUGGGCAUCACUCCCGUGGUCAUUCGCAUGGCCCCUCACAGAGGGACAGCGCAUACAACCCUGAGAUGCGCCAUCAGAAGAGCGGGCCAGUGGGAGAAGGCUAUGAGGAGUACCCCUCAGAUGGCCGUCAGUCCAGGGAGUCGAUGGCCUCAAAGGAUGGCUCCCUUGCGAUGUCCCUGCCAGAGUCUGACAAUGAGAUUUCGUAUGCAGCAUCUGUCUCCUCGAGCAUUGCGCACAGUGAUGCGGCGCUCUUGUGGCGGCAGUCUAACAACAAUGCCAACCACUAUUCUGACCAGCUGAGCCAGACAUCUGUGGACCCUGUCAGAGCACCGACAGCCAAGCACCAGAGGAUGGGCUCUCGCCUGUACUCCAACAUUGCCACUCCACGCACCAGCCGCGAACAUCAUCCUGAGCCAGAAAUAGAGGCACCCGCAUUGCAUUGCUGCUGCAUGCAGUGUUUUGGGGGAAAGAAGAAGGAAGACCAUUCGCUUGAUGCAUUCGCCGAUGAGUACAUGGUUCCCGACUCGAUCGGCUUGUUUCCUUUCAAGCGACCACGCCUGAUGCUUCAAGUCUUCCAGCACACCUACUUCCUGAACUCACUACUGAUGGCCAUCUUGCUGUUCAACCUCUGGCAAGAAGUUGACCCACACCUCAUCCUCACCUCAGACUGGAUCUCUUUGACACUGGUGAUAGUUGGCAUCGUGGUGAUGUUCAUCACCUCCAUCCUUCUGUUGCCUGUCUACGGACUGACAAUGGUGACCGGAUCUCACUGCCCCAGCAAAGUGCUGAAGAGGGCAAAGAAGCACCACAUCAAUCCGCACGCAGUCCACACCUUGGAGAGGAUGUCGAUGGCUGCCAAGUCCAUGAACCUUUCCAAGACAUCGAUGGCCUUGGGAAGAACCUCUAUGGGUGUGAAAGGUGCUGGGGCAUCUUCAGAUACCGAUGACAAUGGGUCUGUGAUUGGUGCUGGAGCAGCAAUGCCAACUCACUGGUCUGAUAUGUCCGGCAUGCAAACUGAGGCUGUGCGCGACCUUGCAAAGGAGGUUGUUCAUCACCAACAGCCAGAAGAGCCAGAAGAGGAGGAUGAGCACAAAGCUGGUGGUGCGCUCAGCAUGCUGGUGGGGGCCAUGUUGAAGACCAAGACGCAGGAAGGUGACAACACGCUUGAGAGAACUUCCUCAGGAGGGCACCACGCUUCUGUGGAAAUGACCACGCCCUCCGGACAGCCAACGCUCUUGCGGAAGUCGCGCACGCUGUUGAGCAGGGUCUCCAUUCCUCUGAUUGAUCUGCCCGACAUCAAGGAGGUGGCUUCUCCAAAGGCUGCAGAACAAGACAAUGACGAAGGAUCACAGCACUCCGGUGCCCCGUCGCUGAUGAGGAGGUCGCGGUCACUGCUCAGCAGGCUGUCGAUGUCGUCAAAGAAGUCGGUGAAGUAUGAGGACGAGCACGAGACCAGCGAUGCAGGGGAGGUGGAGGCCCCCAAGAAGCGCCGCACCAGGGUCACAUUUGAGGAGCCCAAGCCCGCCCCAGAGAACCAUUCCAGCGGUGGCGAAGCGCCGGAGGUGAAGGGCAUUCUGAGGAGGACCAAGUCCGUGAACCCAAAGCUGCUGCAGGAGUCCUCUGGGCCCUCACUCGGCCGCAUGUCGGUGGGGGCACCCAGCAUGGCCCCAAGCGCACCCUCUCUCAAGAGGGCGUCCAUGCCGUUCUUGAAGGUGGUUGAAAAGAAGCAGCAGGCGUACCUUGAGAAGUCCAGGGCGGAUGCGGACCACCUGAUGCACGAGGGUUCCGAGGUGCAGAGCCCCAAGCCCGCUGACACCAGUGCCGCUCCUGAGGCGAGCCAGGCUAACUCGGACAACUCCAGCGAUGACACCUGCGAGGGUGGGAGCGUGCGGAGACCGAAUUCGCACGCCAAGGACCCACAUCCCACAAUGGACCAGGUCGCAGAGCUCUUCAAGCUUGGUGAGAAGCAGAAGUUGCAGAAAGAGUAG
Messenger RNA from Ostreobium quekettii, 3288 nucleotides. Lineage: Eukaryota; Viridiplantae; Chlorophyta; Ulvophyceae; Bryopsidales; Ostreobiaceae. The record is from the annotation of a GenBank genome assembly.